Molecule: messenger RNA, 3890 nt
Organism: Zootoca vivipara (common lizard)
Lineage: Eukaryota; Metazoa; Chordata; Lepidosauria; Squamata; Lacertidae
Gene: DRC11
Product: dynein regulatory complex subunit 11
Molecular function (GO): ATP binding; ATP hydrolysis activity
Source: RefSeq, a predicted model, not a curated record
GCGCCCAGGAGCAGGAGGAAGAGACGGCGCUGUGUGUGUGUGUGCGUGUGUGUGUAGCCGUGCAAAACCCGGAGCCCGGUGGGGGCGGGGGCAGCUUUGCUUCGUGCUGAAAGAGCCUUCUAACAAGCCCCCACCUCUUCGUCGACCCCGGCAGGAACCGAAGUCUGGGCCGCCGCCAUGUCCCACAACACUUACAAUAAAAUGUGGGCGGAAGCCCAGGAGUCCCUCAACUGCCUGUUACAGAAGGAGAUAGAAGAGAAAUCCCACAAACCAUUGAAAGAUCGCCCAGUAGUGUUUCAAAUGCUAGGCACUUUCUAUGUCAAGUAUGUGCAAAUAUUUCGCAAUUUGGAAGCUGCUUAUGACCAGAUUGUUCACCCACAAAAGCGUUUAAUUAUUCGGCAAAUGCUUGAUGGAGUAAUGGGUCGUAUUUUGGAGUUAAAGAAUGAAAUGGUGGAGCUGGAGUUGUCAGAAUAUCAUUACUUUGAUGACAUUUUACAAGAUCUUAAGCUGGCUCCUGAAAACAUUGAAAUUCCAAUCCCAAAGUAUUUUAUUAAGGAGAAAAUAAAGGUGUUGAAAGAGAGGGAGAAAAUCCUUGCUCAGAUCAUGCUUGAUGCUGGGCUGUAUGAUGGCGAACCUAUAAAAGUUGUGAAACCCAUGCCCUUAGAAGAAGCUAUUAGAACAAUUCAAAUAGCUGAGCGAGCUCGUCAGGGACGACUCCGGGCUACAUUCAUGAAGCAAAUCUAUAUGGAAGAAAAGAGAGAGAGGCUAGCCAGGCUUACGGGUGAGAAAGGCCUAGAUAUAGAUCGUGCUGUAUUAUUCAUUCAGAAGCAAUGGCGUGGAUACUCCCAGUGGAAGAAAAGUCUGAAACUCAGAGAAGAAGAAAUGGUAUUUCUAGGGAUGAUUCCACCUCCUCAUUUCCAUAAACCUAGCAUUUCAAUACUCCGCGCCCAGAAGGUGGAUAAUAUAAGAUGUGAAAUUCAGGAGAAACAUGAAUUAGACUUCCAGAAAGCUCUAGUAACCAUCAAAGAGCGUGUGAAAGAAAUUGAAGGUCCUGACAUCAAAGAGAGUCUCCAGGACCAGAUCCGCCAGUGGUUCAUUGAAUGCCGGCACAUGACAGGAAGAUUUCCGGACUACCCUGACCAAGAACAAGGCGGUUCAGCUGUUCUUUUUGCUGAAAAAACUCCAGAGGAGGUGGCUGCUGAAAUACUUGCUAAAGAAGAAGAAGAACUGAAAAAGAAGAAAAAGAAAAAGGGGAAAAAAGAAAAGAAAGAAAAAGGGAAAAAGAAAAAGCAAGGGAAAGAAAAAGAGCUGAAACCAAAGAAGAAAGAGCAGGAAGAAGAAGAAGGUUGGAAAAUGGCACCUAGUAAUUUUCUCCCGGUAAUGGAAGCAGGAAACAACAAAUACAAAGAUGUUUGGCAGAACAGAGAUGAGGGGUGGAACUUCUCACAGGAAUAUGACCCUGAACUGAUCAAGGAGGAAAAGAGGAAAGAAGUUGAAGAAGAGAUCAGAGUACAGGUUGAUGAGCUAAUGCGCCAGGAACUGAAGAAUUUAAAGUUGGCUGUGGAUAGAGAGAUAGAGAGAAAAGGCCAAAAAGGCAAAAAGAAAAAGAAAAAAGGGAAAAAGGGUGGAAGGAAGAAAAAAUCUAAGAAGGAUAAAGAUCUGACUCCUGACAGGACUAUUGAUUCUCUCUACCAGGAGCUGGUAGAAGCACAGAUAUUAAUAAGAGCCAAGAAAGUGAAACUCUGCGAUUAUGUGGGUGAGUACAGCUAUCUGGGGUCUACCCUUCGGCAGAAAGACAUAGAACCAAUGCCCUCUCUCACGGAUGUCAGGCAGCUCAUCGCUCUGUAUGGCAUAUUGCCAUUAGGUUCUCAGUCUGUGCAUGAGAAAGCACCUCUGGUGAAAGCCUUGCUUUUGGCUGGACCCGAAGGAGUCGGGAAAAAGAUGCUUAUUCAUGCUCUCUGCACUGAAACGGGAGCCAACCUCUUCAAUUUGUCUGCAGCUAAUAUUGCUGGCAAAUACCCUGGCAAGGCUGGUCUGCAAAUGAUGCUGCACAUAGUGUUUAAGGUCGCCAAACAACUACAACCAUCAGUCAUAUGGAUUGGAGACGCAGAGAAAACUUUCUACAAGAAGGUGCCUAAAGCUGAAAAGCAGUUGGAACCCAGACGACUGAAAAAGCAACUUCCUAAAAUUUUGAAAACCCUGAAAAUUGAAGACAGAGUAUUGAUAGUAGGAACCAGUAAGCGUCCCUUUGAUGCAGACCUCAAACCCUUUUGCAGAGUUUACAAGAAAAUCAUUCUGGUUCCAAGGCCAGACUACGCAUCAAGAUUUGUUUUAUGGAAACACAUCAUUGAGCAGAAUGAAGGGGUGUUCUCCAAAAACCUGAACCUCAGCUGCCUGGCACAGGUUUCUGAUGGUUACACUCAGGGACACAUAGUAAAAGCAGUUCAAUCCGUCUUAACGGAACGGCGCCUGAUGCAGCUGAACAAGAAGCCACUGACUUCUGCUGAAUUCCUGGUGUGCCUAGCCAGGCAAGAUCCAGUUUACAAGGAGGAGGAAGAAACAUACAAGGCUUGGUAUGCAAGGACUCCUUUGGGGAAAGCUCGAAUCACGUCACUGACAGUGAAGGAAGAUACCGGAAAGGGGAAAGGGAAGGGGAAAGACAAGGGGAAGGGGAAAGACAAGAAGAAGAAAGGGAAGAAGAAGUAGGAACGGUUGCUUGUUACUCAGCACAGCAAAUAGCAUUGUUACCUUGAAAUCACAGCUCCCUGCUUGAUAUCCCAGAACAACCUAUAUCUAAAAAUGUAUAGAACAAGGCAUCAGUGUGACGCUCAAAUCCUCCAAGGAAAACUAGUGACCACUGAACUUUACUAUUGCUACCUAGACUAUUUCUUAUAAACUCAGAUAGGAUAGCUGGAGUCUUACAAAUGUAUUAUUAAAUUUAUGGUAAUCUGCCUAAAAAUGUAAUUGUAUAUUUAGACGCUCGUUUUUUAUCAUUCCUUCUUCACGCUUCCCCCGUUGAAUGUGCAGCUUAAACACACGCAAAGAAAUCUCCAUAGGGCUCCAUUUCUCACUUUCCACCUUCUUCAUCAGCCCACAAACAGCUGAGCAGUGAAUGGGAAGUCCCAGAACUUGAAGAACUUGCCAGUGUAGAGAGAGGGAGAGCAGGAUGCAGAUAUGAGAGGCACACGAAUUCCCAUUCCUUGGGCAUGCAAGUUGGGGCAGGUAGGAACUCAGCUGAGCACUAUGGGGAUGCUUCUCUGUGUUAUAGGUCGUAGAUGUUUAUGCCUGACAAAACUUUUUCAGCAUCUGUAUGUAUCUGUACGCCUUGAUGUAUUAAUUAUACUUUUCAAUAAAAUGUUCAGAGCUCAAAAGGUUAUGUUCUAUUUUAAUUUAACUUCAUUUUCAAAACAUGGUAUCCAAACCACUGAACAUAGAUGAUGAAUUACAGGGGCCUGCUUGGGUCUCAGGUUCAACAGACUCCAGAACCAAUGAGUCCAAAUUUCAGAAACGUUUGGAUUGACUGGAGUUAAUAAUAUACAAAGCAAAUGACUAGAUGCACAUCCAGUUUUCAAUAAUAUCAAAAGAUGCAACCAGUUCAAAAUGUGACACUAUGUAUAACUUAUGGGGGGGGGGGGAAUCUGUGGUUUCAUUUUAACUGCACAAACAAAUUCAAGAUGAAUGCUAGUUGCAAAUCAGAAUGAACACUCAAUAAAGACCAGAACCGUCUGUGUAAGCUUUGGAUGCUCAAUAAACAGGUCAUCUGGAGGAGCAUUACUGAAUGCCCUUCCAUAUAAAUUUCCCCACCACACACAGAGAGAGAGAGAGAGCAUGUCAGGACAAAGGCUAGACUAGAACCCUGCCUCCUGAUGUCUCAUUUUCUAUGUGUGGAA